AUGACUGUGCCCGACUAUCGACUCAUCAACAUGGCGAACUCGAAUUCCGAUAUGAUUAGCCUCCGCGCGCCUCUUGCCCGCGCGGCUACAAUUCUCGACCGUUCUCUCUUUUCUAAAAAGUUGGAACUCGCUGCCGCCACGGUCAAAGACCCCCGCAACAUCUCAAAGUACCGCAAACAGCUGGAAAAGGGAAAUGAGCUUCUUAGACUUGACCGUCUGGAUUCAUGCAGAACUGAUCCCAAGUCAUCAAAUUUGAAAUGCCUUUUGUUGCGACCUGGCGUGAAAGCUGAUACACCGACGACAUGGGGUCCUGUCUUCCAGGAGGGUAUCAAGACUGGAGAGCUGGAUGUGGUUCCUUACGAGCUGCAGCUCGACUAUGACUACUGGAGCUACCUUGAUGUGAUGACAUCCAUCUUGCCUGAGGAACUUCACGUAGAGAUCCCAGUCGGGUUCAAUACGGCUGGACAUGUUGCGCACCUCAACCUCAAGGAACAGUACCUCCCUUAUAAAAAGAUCAUCGCAGAGGUUAUCCUCGACAAGAACCCCAAAAUCACCACCGUUAUCAACAAGGUGGAUGAUGUCGGCGGCAACUCUGUGUUCAGAACCUUUGCCUACGAGGUUCUCUGUGGACCCGAGGAUAUGAACGUCGAAGUCAAGGAGAACGAUUGCGUCUUCCAAUUCGACUAUUCCAAGGUGUACUGGAACAGCAAGCUCGAGCCCGAACACACUAGGCUCAUCGGCAUGUUCAAACCGGGAGAAGUUGUCGCCGAUGUUAUGGCGGGUAUUGGACCGUUCGCCGUGCCGGCAGGAAGGAAGGGUGUUUUCGUCUUCGCCAACGACAUGAACCCCGAAAGCUACAAGUACUUGAACGCAGCUGUCCAGAAGAACAAGGUCCAGCAGUAUGUCCGUCCAUACAACAUGGACGGCCGCAAAUUCAUCCAGGAGGCCGUUCACCAAGUCUACGACGCUUCUAAGAAGGGAGAGGGCGCUGUCAUCAAGCCCAAGCAAUCGAGAAGCAAACCCCAGAACCCCCCUCCUCAGCCGAAGCACAUCCCAAUCCCUCCUACAAUCUCGCACUUCGUCAUGAACCUACCAGCUUCGGCUUACACAUUUGUGAACCACUACAAGGGCAUCUACAGCGGACACGAGGAGCUCUUCGAACCUCACACGUCUGCGAAGCUACCCAUGGUUCACGUCCACUGCUUCGCCCUCAAGAGCGACGACGAGGUACCCCUGAAUGACAUCCUCGAACGUAUAUACGCCGAGAUCGGCGUCAGGUUCAAGCUUGGAGACGCGGAUAAGCAAGGGGAAAUGACCAUUUACAACGUGCGGGACGUUGCUCCGAAGAAGCGCAUGUUUUGCGCGAGCUUCCGUAUUCCUCCUGAGUUCGAUGUCACUGUCACCGAGAUGGACAUGUCGAUGCCGGCUUGCCUCACCAUCCUCCACGACCGUGACCGAUAUCCCAUCCACGCCGUCCAGGCCUUUACCAACCCCGCCUCGCUUCGCCCAACUUGCAGCCGGUGUAAGGCUGACAAAGCUCUCAGCAAAGAGCUUCCCCGGCGCCUCUCGUAUAUCUGGUGUACCUAG
Messenger RNA from Colletotrichum lupini, 1587 nucleotides. Its product is annotated as Met-10+ like-protein. The record is from RefSeq and is a predicted model, not a curated record. NCBI's taxonomy places the organism in Eukaryota, Fungi, Ascomycota, Sordariomycetes, Glomerellales, Glomerellaceae. Gene Ontology annotation, biological process: mitochondrial tRNA methylation; tRNA N1-guanine methylation. Bases 1 to 1587 code for a protein of 528 amino acids. Gene Ontology annotation, cellular component: mitochondrial matrix; cytoplasm. The transcript is spliced from 7 exons.